GUAAUUUUUAAUUUCAGAACAUUUCGUUGAAAAAGAAUUGUUAUGGCUAAGAAUGUACUAUAUGGAAAAUAAAAUCCUAUUGAGCGGUGAAAAGUUGUACUAUUGAACAGUGAAAAAUUUAAAUAACGAAUUGAUCAAAUAUUGAAAUCGGAAAAAGAGCUAGAAGAAACAAUCAGAGAUUAUCGCUUUGCAAUGUUUACCGUUGAUUGGAGAUGAUCACAUACUUCCGUGAGCUCAUUUUUUUGGUCUUGUCCACAGUUUGCAGCAGCGAUCAACAGCUACUCAAUUUUGUUCGUACUGAACGGGCCGCUGUCUAUCAAAGCCAUUCAGUUCCACCACAAUCAUUUCUAUUUGUCAAUGGAUCAGCACCGAUGCCAAAGGAAGCAGUUCGACCCUUUGAAAGGUCACUUCGAGAUGGCACAACGACAAUAAACGUAGCUGUUGCCCUAUGGAUUCCAGGAGAUGGUGCUGCUGCUAUUUGGGGACGUGUUUGGGAAGAAAAUGGCGGAAUGAAAGCCCUAUUUAUUUUUGACAAUACGGUCAAAGUUCUAAGUCGGGGUUUUCGAUUACUGAUUUACAGUGGCUCACCGGACGUUAAUGGAUUCAAGUUUACCUGGAUGCGGGUCAAAGAUGUUGAUCAUGGUACCAUACUAUUUUCUGGAACAAAUAUGCAUACACCAGCGGUAUUUUCGGAAGAUAGCCAAUACGAGUUUCUUGGUGAUGCGGACUGGCAGAAAAGAAGGAUGGAAUUUGUGAAAUAUGGUUCUGAUGAACCGCAUACAGUAGGAAAUUAUGGCGGAAAACGAUAUUUUGAUGAUGAUGUAUAUGUGCUCACCAAGCAACGAUGUAAUUGUCAAUGUUAGUUUCUGAUUUUAGGAAUGAAUUACCGGUAGAUUGUCUAGUUGAAAAUGUUCUGGUUAUUAUAACUGUGAUAGUUUGAUAGUUCGUUGCAGUACAAGAGCUUCCGAAUAUUUGAAUCUUUUCGCUGUGAUCGAAGUGAAACAUGAAUAAUAAUAAAUGAACCUUUGUACUUCAUUGUGAUAUUCGGCGGUGGUGCUAUCGUAUCUGUUAAUAUCAUUAAAAGUAAAUUGUUAUUUCUCUUAAAAUUACCUCAACCAACAACUUCAUCCUAGUUAUUUUGUUCCAUCUCUCUUUCGUUAUUAUAUUUAUGUAGUCUUUUCCUCCAUUCCAGUGGCUUUUUUUUUUUUUUUNUUU
Molecule: messenger RNA, 1215 nt
Organism: Loa loa (African eye worm)
Lineage: Eukaryota; Metazoa; Nematoda; Chromadorea; Rhabditida; Onchocercidae
Exons: 5
Coding region: 213-863 (216 amino acids)
Source: RefSeq, a predicted model, not a curated record